AUUUAGUUCCGUUUCCGGGUGAAGGUGGACGGCUAAUGCUUGGUACCGAGCGAGAAAGCUGCGUACAUGUCGUAUGUUACAACUAUUUUGAUGCUGUGCGAGUAUAAAUGGCGUCUCAGAUCCCCAUAACAAUUAGAGCCCAGCCGGCAGCAGCGAUCUCUGCCGCAGCCCGGGGCAAGAAACGUGCGGCUAGUCCGGCGGUGUGUGCAGCGCAGCAGGCUACCGGGAGCAGCAGCAAGAAGAAGAAAGGACCAGUGACAGCGACGCCAGCAAUACAGACACUGAUACCAGCAGUAGAGAUGGUGGCAGAGGUAAAAGCAGUAGGAUCAGCAGACAUAGGUCCAACUGCCAUGACAGAGUCCACAGCAAAACCUCCACCAUUCAAAGACCCCACAUUUAUGCAUUCAGCGAUUGGUGGAGCAGCAGCAGGUAAAAAGAACAGGACCUGGAAGAAUCUCAAACAGAUUCUGGCUUUGGAGCGAACUUUACCCUGGAAGCUCAGCGAUCCCAACUACUACAGCAUUGAUGCCCCUCCUUCCUUGAAGCCAGCUAAGAAAUACUCUGACAUCUCUGGACUCCCUGCAAACUACACAGACCCUCAGACAAAGCUCCGCUUUACGUCCUCUGAGGAGUUCUCCUACAUCCGCCUCCUCCCAACUGAUGUUGUUACAGGCUACCUGGCCCUUCGAAAAGCAACUUGUAUUGUACCUUGACAGCACAGCGAGACUUGAAACCUAAAACAGGUUCAAAGCAGAAUUGAACUCAUGUCAGUGUAUAGGAAGAUGUCAGGCAAGGCAGGAGCGCAGGACGCUCCACAGAAAGUGUUCGCUUAAGUCAACAAUAGGAUAUUCUUUUGCUGAUUUGUUAAAAAAAACAUUUGUCUUGGUUUUGUUUUCUUAUUAAGUGUUCCUACAAAUCCCUGGACAAGUUUCUCAGCUUGGCAUGGAUUUACUUAUUUAUUGCUAAAUUCAUGGAGGACAUACCUGAAGUACUGAAUACAGGAAUCACUGGCUAGGAUGCUGUUUGCCCUCCUGUGGUGGAACAACCAUUCUCAGUGGUGUGUCUUUUCCCAUCUACACAAACAAGGUGAAUCCCUGUUGAUGGAAAUUCAGUCUGGUUGAUGAUAAAGGCUGUUGGAAGGUUGAGAUUGACCUUUAGUUACCUUUUAUAGGUUGCUAAUUUGAGUUUCAUGUUAAAGUUUGAUUUCAGUGUGUCUUUCUUUCAUUUUCACUUUCUUUUCUUCUUUGUAUAAAUAUACAUUUUCUAAGUUAUAAAUGGAAACACCUGUAAUUAUACUUGUUGGAAUGAUAUAAAACAUUUCUCUAGAGAACAAGUGCCAUACUGAAACAUGCAGACCUGCUAUCAUAUGUAGCUGUUUCUUGUAUCUUCGGUUACAUUAGGAAGACUGAUUAUAUGAAAGCUAUGUACAGCUGAGUGCAAAAUUUUGCAUCCCCUUACUUUGAACAACAGACUAAAAGAAUCAUUUUCUCAUCAACAUAAUAUUUAAUGCACCAUCACAUAGUACAGAUGUUCCUUCAUCAACAGAAGUAAAAAAAAUAGUCAGGGA
Messenger RNA from Monopterus albus (swamp eel), 1567 nucleotides. It is a transcript of the gene ino80c, whose product is annotated as INO80 complex subunit C. The coding region runs from base 108 to 713 and encodes 201 amino acids. Gene Ontology annotation, cellular component: Ino80 complex. The record is from RefSeq and is a predicted model, not a curated record. The transcript has 5 exons. Gene Ontology annotation, biological process: chromatin remodeling. NCBI's taxonomy places the organism in Eukaryota, Metazoa, Chordata, Actinopteri, Synbranchiformes, Synbranchidae.